Pelobates fuscus (common spadefoot toad) is the source of this 3005-nucleotide messenger RNA. It is a transcript of the gene ARMC2, whose product is annotated as armadillo repeat containing 2. Gene Ontology annotation, biological process: cilium organization; sperm axoneme assembly. The record is from RefSeq and is a predicted model, not a curated record. Gene Ontology annotation, molecular function: protein binding. The transcript is spliced from 18 exons. NCBI's taxonomy places the organism in Eukaryota, Metazoa, Chordata, Amphibia, Anura, Pelobatidae. The coding region runs from base 87 to 2630 and encodes 847 amino acids.
UCAGGCCUAGCAGCCGUGGUUGGCAGGGAGACGGUUUCGGCUUCCCUGUGAGCGCAGACAGCUUAUACAGCAUUGAUUCAGAAGAGAUGAUGCAGCCUUCUCGUGAUCGAGAUCAAGACCCCUUUUAUAAACCCCCCAUCUCUGUGCAGAAGACAAGUGCCGAAAUUAUAAAUGAAGCCCGCCGUGCUCUGAGAACCUUGAGAACCCAAAGACCGUUUACACCAAGAGAUAACCAAAGGAAGCUAUUUGGAUCCACAUCUUCCAGGACUGCAGACAACAGACCACCUUCUGCAUUUAGUCUUCAUGCUUCAAGCUUUGAAACCUCUGACUCAAGACCAGUGUCAGGAACGCGGCUGAGCCCUUUACCUCAUAAGCCGAAACUGCCGGAAUCCCCACCUGUGGAAGACGAAGGUGUAAUCACGUUCCCUCAGCCUCCAGCACAAGCUAAGGGAGCCAGCCUCACUCGAAGUCGCUUGUUCAGAGCAUUGUCACAUGGAAACAAAAGAGAUGAUUCUGACAUUCUUCCAGAUGAUGGAAGGAAUCCGCAAUGUUACGAAGAUAUGAGCCCUUUGUCAAAAGCUGAUUUGGAAGAAUUUGACACAUCAUUGUGUGUUAACAACAACCCUCUACAAAUCCACAAUGUUGAAAAUAUCCCACAUAAACUAGGGGAAGAUUCAAAGGACCCAUAUCCACCAAGUAACAAGAAUGAAUGUGGAAUCAAGAACAGGCCAUCGCCAUGUCCCAGUCAUGCUGAGACUGCAUUACUUGGAAGUAAAACAGUUUCAGAAUCAGAAUCUACAUUGAAUGAAACCGAGACUGAAGAUGAAACGAUCUACUGGAAUGAAAAGGUUCUUCCAAUUUUGCAGGACUUGCAGACGGCACAGCAAGACAGAAGUGUUGACGAUCUUUGCCAUAUUUGUACCAACCUUCACAAAGUGUUGGAAAAUGGGAAUAUGUUAGAAAAGCGUUGCAAAAGAAGAGCUUUGAUUCUGAAGACAUUAUACAAGCUGGUCGAAAUUGGGUCAGAUAAACUUGGUCUAACUGUAGCAAAGUUAAUUCUUGCGUUGAAAGUGAGUGGGAAAAAUCUUCUCAACAUCUGCAAACUCAUAUUUAAAAUAAGUAGGACUGAAAACAAUGAUUGUCUUUUCCAAAACAAUGACAUAAUAGAUAGCUUGAUGGAGGUCCUACAAAGCGAAGAUGUUGAGGCCAACAGUGAGGCAUUCGUCUACUGCCUGGGAACGAUCAAAUUCCUGUCUGGAAAUUCAGUAAUUUUAAACGAACUACUCCAAAAACAAUCUGUCAAAAUACUAGUAGAGCUAAUGAAGCGUGUUGUUCAAUCAAACAAAAUUUCAGAUAUCGGAUCUUCUGUUGACAUGGGCCAUCUUCUAGUACAACUGACCGCAACAUUAAGGAACCUGGCUGAUCUUGCUCCAUCUAGACCCAAAUUCAUUGCAAACAAUGCUCUGGCUGUUCUUUGUCUACUGCUUGACAUAUACAUAAGGGAUGAGGACAUCUGCACUAAUGUUUCACGAAUACUAAGCAAACUUUCUUCAUACAAUGACUGUUGUCUGGCUCUAGCGGAGUGCAUUACUUGUUACUCGUCAUUCUUAUCCGUUUUGAAAAGUCAUUUAAAGAAGCAGGACCUUGUUGUACGUGUUGUGUUCAUACUUGGUAAUCUAACGGCAAAGAAUAACAAAGCCCGUGAAGAAUUUUAUAAACAUAAAAGAAGCAUAAAUACCCUACUAUAUGUGUUACACUUUUAUUGUGAGCUUGAUCGAAAGUUACAAAAGACUCAUAAGAAAGAGGAAUUUAAGAGGCCGUCUGAAGUUGAAGAUAUUCUUAUAAAGGUGAUAAGGUUGCUGGCCAACCUCUCUGUACAUCCUACCAUUGGUACUGACCUGGCUGCUAAUGAGGGUUGUGUUUCAUUGUUAAUGCAAAUUUUAGAAUACAAGCCCAUUGAUGAAUGUGACGAGUUGGUGAUCAAUACUGUCGCAACAGUCAACAAUUUAUCCUACUAUCAAGGUGACAGCUCUGUUAUUGUAGUCAGAAGACUGGAUAUUUCUAAACUGCUUUUAAAGUUGUUGCUAUGUAACAAUAUGGAUGGUAUCCUAGAAGUAGCUCGAGUCUUCGGCAAUCUCUCCCGCUACCAGGAUGUACGUGAUUUCAUUGUGGAGCAAAGUGUGUACAAAUAUAUGACAACACUGGUGGAUGCCAAGCACCAAGAUGUCUGCUUUUCUGCAUGUGGCGUUCUGAUUAAUUUAACUGCAGACAGGAAUAAACGGGCCUUGCUGAAAGACGAAGGAGGAAUUAAAAAGCUGCUUGACUGCUUACGAGACUUUGGGCGUUCAGACUGGCAGUUGGCUGGUCUGGUGUGCAAGGUAUUUUGGAAUCUGAGUGAAAAUAUAACAAACGCAGAUUUAUGCUUUGGAAAGGAAGAGACCAACACACUUCUGGGCCUCUUAUCAUCUUUUCUAGAUGAACAAGUUGUUCUGGACUAUAGAUGGAAUGCCGAUCUAAUGGAGUACCACAAGUCAUGCUGGAAAUUGGAAUUUAAACCUGUUGCUAUAGAGUUGUUAGAUAGAAUUCAGAGUUACCAUUCCUAUCUGGAACCUUUGCCUGGACCAGUUUAAUUUGGGUGCAUUUAUAAUCGGAGUAUUGGUUUUGGAAGUAGAGCUUCCUAGUUGAUAUAUGCCAAUAUGGAUAUGAUCAUUUUCAACUGUACAGUAAGUUAUUGAUAAAAUAUAUACCGUAUAUUUUUUUUCAGCACCUUCUGCAUCUUAGUGUUUUUCAAACCUGUCUCUAGACUUAUUAUAAGGCCAAGAUAUGAGGUUAUUCCAUAACCACUAAAGCCCACUGAGUUUGAGAAGAGCAAUGGUUUACACAAUGUUUUGUGGUGUUAAUGGAAUAUUUUCUAUAGAAUGCACAACAUACUAAACUUGUUAAUACAAAUUGUUUAUUUUUAUUGUAGUAUCUAAGGAAACCUUAUAUUUUAAUACAAGACGAAG